AUGCAAGAACAGAGUGUGAGCCAGUUAUAUACAGUCAUUAAGGACUUUAAAGCCCGUCUCGGCGAUGAACUUACCAUCAACAAAGGUGAUGCAAUUGAACUUAUAAGCGAUGAUCGUGAAUACGGUGAUGGUUGGUAUAUGGGUAAAAAUUUGCGGACGGGUAAGGUUGGCCUCUAUCCUAAAGUGUUUACGAGAGAAAAAACAACAAACGGCACUGUAAACAGGCCGUCACUUCUUCGCUCACGUUCAAGGAGAUUUACGCCUCAAGGAAAUUCUCCACUGCAAAAUCAGCCAGAACAUUUAACUGGUGUUCCAGAGGAGAGCUUACUACAUCAGAUACCGUCAAAACAGCAGCAAUCACUUACCACCAUUUCACAAAAUUCAAACAACUCAAAAGAUUCACACGUGUCCGAAUUUACUCGGAAGAUUAGGGAUUUAGAGAGGCGAACACAAUUGGAGUCUCAAAAAGAGUUUUCGGGAGGUAGUGGUAAUCACUUAAACUCUAAAGCCAAUGGAUCGCGAGAUGUAGCCAGCGUUUACACAUCCGUUCAUAAGGCUUUGAAUGAUAUUGAUAAAGCACUGGCUGAACUGAAUAUUGAUGGAGAUGCUCAUCCGGAUUCACAAGAAAAUCUUGGGAAUUUAUCAAGUCAAGAUGCCAAUUCGCCUUUACCUUUGAACCCAGAGGAAGUUGAAAAUUGGUCACCAGAAGAUGUCUCUAGGUGGUUCUUGGACCUAGGAUUUGAUUCACUGUCAGCAGGUCAAUUUGCAACACAUAAAAUAAAUGGAGAGAUUCUUAUACAGAUGGAAUUGGCUUAUUUAAAAGAGCUUGACAUAACAUCGUUUGGAACGAGGUUUGAGAUGUAUAAGGAAAUAGAAGAACUUCGACUUCAGGCUAAAAAAAGGAGGUCAAGUAUUGCACCUAAUCACCCUGAUACAGAACAAAACAUACCAGCAAGUAUGGUGGAGACUCAACAAUCUUUUACGAAUACGUCCCCAUCAAAUUCUCGCGCAAGAGAAUUUCUGUCAGGUUUUAGUGAAUCAACUCCUACCGAAAUUCAGCGGUCGUCCGGAUUUGCUAGUACGCCUGCUUUGAGAAUGGAUGGCAGUCGAGCGUCAUCACUUAUAUCGCAACCUAGAACACCAUUACCACGAUCAGAAAGUCAACCUGUUGGAGGGUUUCAACCUAAGAAGCAAUCAGAAUACAAGAGUCGGUUGGAUCCACGGAAUGGAUCGGAUAUCUAUUUGUCUGGUGUUGGAAUGAGUUCAUCGUCACUUGAUCUUGUUCAACCUGGUCAUGUUAGAACUGGAUCAUUUGGUCAGACUUCAUCAAUUUAUGAUGAUGCCAACGAUAAUACCGAGAGGGAUACUGGUAUGAGUAAGGAUACAUAUGGAACUUCUGAUUCUGAAAUAGAGAGCUCUUCCAGCUUUUCAUUUGCACCUUCAUCAUCCAAGAAAGAACAAAGUGCGCCGCAUGAAAAUUCGUUACAACAAGAUCCACAAAACGAUCCAGAAAUGCAGAACACGAAACAGCAAGAAACUUUUGCAAAUGAUCGAAUACAGAAUGAAAGACGUACAGUUUCCGCCAAAGAGCAUAGUUCACGGGAUCUUCAAAAGGACCGUGAACCAGCAGGUAAAAGAAUUAUGUCAGCCACCGCUGCCCUCAGAUCCCUCACCCAGUACAGGUCAUCUAAAAUGAAGACGUCCGCCUUUCAGGAGGGAAUUCGCCAAAUUACACCUGAUAGUGCUGCUAAGAAAGCUGAAUGCUCUGGAUGGAUGUUUAAAAGAGGAAAUUUGUCAAUUGGAUCCUGGAAACAGCGCUUUUUUGUUUUAAACAAGACACGCUUAGCUUACUUUGCAAGUAUGAAGGAUAAAAGAGAGAAGGGCCUGAUUGAUAUCACGUCUCAUAAGGUUUUACCUGCCAUAGAAUCAGAGGACAAAGUUACGGCUGCUUUUGCUGCAACUGCUGGUUUUGGCAGAUAUUGCUUUAAACUUGUUCCUCCGGCCCCAGGCAGCAGGAAGGGAUUAACAUUCACCCAACAAAAGGUUCAUUACUUUGCAGUUGAUAGUAAAGAUGAGAUGCGCAAGUGGAUGGCAGCAUUAAUGAAGGCUACCAUUGAAAUGGAUGAUACUGUUCCGGUAAUAUCGUCUUGUAUGACACCUACAAUUCCACUUCAAAGGGCACAAGAGCUACUUCAAGAAGCUCGAAAGAAUGCUAACACAAAUAUUGAAAUAAUGAAAAAGAUGAAGGAAAGGGAAAAAGGAAGCUUGUUUGGUGGUGAUGGAAGUAACUCCCAGCAAAAUGCGAGUACUGAUUCGGGAUCCGUACAACAUAGUUUUCAAAAUAGUGGAACUUCAUCUGGUUCAGCGGUGACAACACCUACGAGUGAUGCAAAAAGUUCCAAACGUGCAACGUCAACAAAUGGAAUGUCUACUCCUUACUUGUUAACAUCGGGGCUUAUGUCUCCCAAUGCGACAAGUGGAGUAAACAACGAAUCGCCUCAAAGGCCUCCUCCAAUAAUUACUAAAUUAGAUAAUGAUAUGGACUUGUCGUCACCUGGAUCACCAGAAGAAUCAACACCACAUAGUUCAACUUCAUUAAAAAAUGCAAUGGAUGCUGUUGGGAGGCGCGUGAUGUCUUUAAGACGGAGUUCAAAAUAA
This is a messenger RNA of Brettanomyces bruxellensis, 2658 nucleotides long. RefSeq lists its product as uncharacterized. Gene Ontology annotation, cellular component: trans-Golgi network; early endosome; recycling endosome. The transcript has a single exon. Gene Ontology annotation, molecular function: protein binding. Gene Ontology annotation, biological process: receptor recycling; retrograde transport, endosome to Golgi; endosome organization. NCBI's taxonomy places the organism in Eukaryota, Fungi, Ascomycota, Pichiomycetes, Pichiales, Pichiaceae. The record is from RefSeq and is a predicted model, not a curated record. The coding region runs from base 1 to 2658 and encodes 885 amino acids.